Molecule: messenger RNA, 663 nt
Organism: Fulvia fulva
Lineage: Eukaryota; Fungi; Ascomycota; Dothideomycetes; Mycosphaerellales; Mycosphaerellaceae
Product: FAD-linked sulfhydryl oxidase ERV2
Exons: 1
Coding region: 1-663 (220 amino acids)
Cellular component (GO): mitochondrion
Molecular function (GO): flavin-dependent sulfhydryl oxidase activity; flavin adenine dinucleotide binding
Source: RefSeq, a predicted model, not a curated record
AUGCCUCCUUCCCGCGGAAGCUCGAGGCGGCAAGUCAUCUAUAUCAUAGCGGCGGCAGUGCUCCUCGGAAUUACCUUUAUAUCCUUCUUCCAACGCAUGCCCAAGGCGCCGGAUCUCAAAGACCUUCGAGAGGCACUGCCUGACCCUGGAUUCUCCGGGGCCGAUGCCACCAUUACGGGACCAGGAGGUGCGAUUGCGCCGAAGUUGGGUAAUGAGACUGCAAAGGCAGAGCUAGGACGGGCGACAUGGAAGUACUUCCACACAGUGAUGGCACGCUUCCCGGAUAAGCCCACAAGAGAGGAGAGCACGGCGCUGAAGAGCUUCAUAUACCUGUUUCAGAGGCUAUAUCCCUGCGGCGAAUGCGCGGAUCACUUUGGCGAGCUGCUGAAGAAGUACCCCCCGCAGGUCUCGUCGAGAUCGGCGGCAGCUGUAUGGGCUUGUGAUAUGCACAACAAGGUCAACAAGAGGCUGGGAAAGGAGAUAUUUGAUUGCGCAACGAUCGGAGACUUCUACGACUGUGGUUGCGCGGAGGAUGAGGAUACUGCAAGGGCGGCUUCUGAUGCGAAGAAUGCCAUGGCGAAGCCUGAGAUGAGUAGCGAGAGGAGGGAGAAGUUGACGCAGAAUGGACGGGACUUCGAUACUGAUCUGCUGGUGGCAGAUUGA